Molecule: messenger RNA, 972 nt
Organism: Prorocentrum cordatum
Lineage: Eukaryota; Dinophyceae; Prorocentrales; Prorocentraceae
Source: the annotation of a GenBank genome assembly
AUGUUUGUGGCCAUUUUCGGCCUGAAGGGGGCCCUCGCCGGGCCCGGAGAUCGUCACAGAACGGCUCGGCAUGGACAGCGGGCCCCAGGGAGGGGCUGUCGGGUUUUCGUGGGCGGCGAGAUGACAAACAUCAAUCGUCAAGGGUUGCCCCCCCCCGCCGCCGCUCCGGGAGCGGCGGCGCGCCUGGCCGCCGAGUGCGACGCGGAUCUCGGCGAGCAGCUCGCGGACCACUCGGUCGAUCACGACGCGGAGGCCCAGGAGAGCUUCGACGACAAGGAGUUCGAGGGCCAGGGCGCGAAGGAGUACGCUGACUUGGACAUCGGGGGCGUUGGCGCGGAUUCGCAGGAGGGGUCGCUUGUGGAGCAUUGGGCGCACAUCGACGCCUUCUGCAAGCACGAGGCCGAUCUCGCGACGAUGCGCAAGCUGCUGGAAGAGAUGGCCGAGGAGGUCAUGGAGUCCCGCAGCUCCGCGUGGUCCCUCAAGUCCCAGAAGCACGCACUGGAGCAGAUCGUGUGCGACGCGGAACUCGGCGCGGAGGCGCGGUGCCAGGCGGCGCACGGCGGGAUGCUCAACGAGAGCGGGUUCGAGGCAGAGCUCGUGACGACGCGCAAGCUGCUGGACGAAAUGGCAAUGGAGGUCAUGGAGACUAGCAGCAUCGCGCGGUCCACCAAGCACCAGAAGCAGGACGAGUUCGAGGACGGGGUUAACAACGAGCGCGGCUUCGAGAAGUCCGUGCCGAAGGUGGCAGAGGAGCUCGAGGAGAAGAGCGGGAAGGCACUGUGCUGGCGCCCCGCGGUAGGCGAUCGCGUCUGCCUUCCCGACGGGCGCGUGGGGGUGCUGUAUGCUCCUGACCGCAACGCCGAGCCCGACGAAGACGGCCUGCUGUGCGUGCUCGUUGGCAGCCGUCGGAGGGGCUGCGUUUUCACGGCCCCCGCCGACGCAGUGCGACCCCCGCCACCCUCGACGACCUGA